UUUAUUCUCGAUUUGGUCGGAGCGCGAACGGAUGACGGUCUGUGAAGUUUCGUGUGUAUCGAUUUUUGAGUGAAGUGAACGUAGUGUUCGUGUCCUUUAGUUUAGUGACGUUUAUAAUAAAAAUAUCUGUGAAUGGGAUUGUGUAACAAGAUAAAACAUUUAUCUGGUGUGUGAUUGCCUGUAAAGGAUGACGAAGGACAGGUUAGCGGCGCUUCAAGCGGCGCAAAGCGACGAUGACGACGUCGGGCCCGAUGACGUCAACGUCGCCGUCGAGGGCGGCUUCAUGGACGAGUUCUUCAGUGAGGUGGAAGAAAUACGAGAGAUGAUAGACAAGAUCCAGGCAAACGUCGAGGAGGUGAAGAAGAAGCACAGUGCCAUUUUAUCAGCACCGCAGUCAGAUGAAAAGACAAAGCACGAAUUAGAAGAUCUCAUGGCAGAUGUGAAGAAAACGGCGAACAAAGUUAGAGGAAAGUUAAAACACAUAGAGCAGAACAUCGAACAGGAGGAGCACUCGAACAAAUCGUCGGCGGACCUCAGAAUAAGAAAGACGCAGCACUCGACGCUCUCGCGCAAGUUCGUCGAGGUGAUGACGGAGUACAACCGCACGCAGACCGACUACCGGGACCGCUGCAAGAACCGGAUACUGCGCCAGCUGGAGAUCACCGGCCGCGCGACUACCGAUGACGAGCUGGAAGCCAUGCUGGAGCAGGACAACCCCGCCGUCUUCACGCAGGGGAUAAUAAUGGAGACGCAGCAGGCGAAGCAGACCCUCGCGGACAUCGAGGCGCGGCACGCCGACAUCAUCAAGCUGGAGACCAGCAUCCGCGAGCUGCACGACAUGUUCAUGGACAUGGCCAUGCUGGUCGAGAGUCAGGGAGAGAUGAUCGACCGCAUAGAGUACCACGUGGAGCACGCCGUGGACUACGUGCAGACGGCCACGCAGGACACCAAGAAAGCACUCAAAUAUCAGAGCAAAGCUCGACGGAAGAAGAUCAUGAUCCUAGUGUGCCUGCUGAUUCUGGGGCUGGUGAUCGUGGGCUACCUCAUCAGUUACUUCAAGUAGCGGCGGCGCGCGCAGAAACUACAAACAAAAGAAGAAACUGUUGGAGUUACGAAGGCUGCGCCCUCGCUGCACCAGCAAGGCGAAUCAUCGACUACACUUUACUUUCGUUAUAACCCCAACGUUUAUGUAACGUUGCUAUAUUUCGUUGCUGUCAGAGUGCGUUGCUGCUCUUAACGUAGAACUAUUUUUCAGGCGUGAUACGUUCGUGCUAUUUAUAAUUUAAUUUUAAUUUAUUGCAUCUUGCAAUUUGCUGUUCAAAGAAUAACUAGUACUAAAUGUUUGAUAGACUAUUUUUUUAGUAAUCUCAAGAUUUUGCUACUGCGCUAAUUUUGAUGUUAAGUUUAAGACGAUGCGCUACAUUGCUAUACUUAAUGGCAAAGCAUGAGCAAAUACAUCGGAGGCAAACAUGGACAGGACCAUCAAAAAUACUUAACCGCUUUGAAAUGCAACAGUUUCUCAAUGUUAACUAUGGAAUUCAGGGGAAUUCAAACAAGCGGUUAAGCAUUAGUGAUGGAACUGCAGAUUCUAUUAUCAGUAUUCGCCUCGUGGUGACUUUGUUUAGAGGUAUUUAUAAGGACAAAUAACGUAUAUCAUUUUAAUCACUGGAGACGUAUUGGCAAAUCAAUUAACAUUCUGUAAUAAAAAUUAUCAAACGACGUCACUUUUUAGUAACUAACUAAAACUAACUUAAACCUAUGACAAAACGUAAAAUUCAUCAACAAUCUAAAACUGUUUAGCUGUUAAGCAGAAUUUCGAAUAAUUUAACACUUUGUUUUGUCAUGUAUAAGAGAUAUUUAAUAGUUUUAGUCCAUUUAUAACGUUUAGAUCUUUCAUAUAUUUAGAUAUACCACUGGCUCGCAGUUGGAGAAUGUCGUUGGUCGGUCGCUCCGGACACCGGAGCGACCCCGUAUAGCUUACUACUGGUCGCGUCAGCAUAGAACUUGUAUUCAAGCGUCGGUAUGAUAUCUAAAUGAUACCAUAUCUGUGAUAUUAUUUCGUUUAGUCAACAUAGUUCACCUGUUUGCUAAUAGUGGUAACGUUAGAUUAUGUUCUGAGUUCUGAUAGAGAGAUGAGGCGGCGUGCGCGUGCAGUGCCGCGCGAGGCACGCGCCGAGGCACGCCACGCUCGGGCCGAGGCACCGUGCACGCUGCGGCGGACGAAGCAUAUCGCGAGGCGCCCGCGCCCACGCAUAGCAAUAAUGUUCGAUUACAAAAUGUAAAAUUGUUUUUAAACUUUCGAAUGUGUGAUAGUAGAUGCAGUUGUUGUUUAGUUAAUUUUAACAUUAUAAUAAAAUUAAUGAAUUGUUAUUGUGAGUGUAACUUUUAAAUAAACAGUAUAAGAUACUUUGAAAUUCUCAAUUUAAACGUGCAGGCAUUUUGAAAACUUGGCGCUUUCAUGGUCAGAUUUGUAGUUGUUGAAUUGUAUAACUAACUUUACUCGGUUUUUUAUUUCUUACCUACUAAGAUGCUCUACUUUGUACAGUAAUACAUAAAUUAGAUCUCUUAGCUAGGAUAAAUUUUAAUAAAUUUAAACGUCUUCGACAGCAAUAUAAGAUUAGAUAUCAGGCAGUAUUUGUUUAUGUAUGUAAUAUUACAAUCUAGUAGGACAAAUCACAUGAAAAAAAUUAAGCACCAAGAUAUUUUAGGCUACCUAUAUCUAAAGAACGUUAUAAAUUAAGGUAAAUACAAAAAGUAGUAUUCACAAGAAGUGGCGACGACCGUUGUGACCAUAGACUAAGGAGUCGAGUUCCUCUGAAGCUGCGACUCCUUGUUCUAGGGUGGUAGAGAAGCGAGGUAGUCGCGAGGACAUGGCACUAACCGAUACUGCCGGCACCCCGCCUCCCGCGAACCACCACGCUCCCAGCCGCGCAGUCGCAUCAUUAUAAUAAGGGUUCCAAGCAAUGUUAUUUUUAACAUUUAUAACAUAAUUAGAGUUUUAUUCUUAAGAAGUAGGAUUUCAUCUAGUUGCCUUUGUAACGGUAGAGGAAUUAGGCACUUCUUUUCUCUCGGUAGCUUCGUGAUGGGUGGCGGUGCGAGCCCCCGUCGGUCAAUUCCCGCUUGUCUUCCCGCGGCCGGCGCCCGCCACCUGCCUCGGGCGCGGCACGACCCGCCCGGCGCCGCGACCGUCGCGCCAACACCCAACACUCGUAACCCCAGGAGCACAAUGUGCUCUCCUGCCCUCAGUACCAUUUAGUCGCUGCGUUCGCUCGCUAGUUCACACGUAUGUUAGUCCCCAGCUAGUCGUGUCCGAUCUAUGUAUCUCGUUUAGUCUAUUUAAGUAUAUGAAGGCCUCCGGUCGAGGCAUCGUACCUGACACCAAUUUAUAUUAAUAGUAGUAGAUAGUGGGGCGUGACCCGCAGCCGGGCACUCGCACAACCUCACGAGGAGCGUCGGACAAGGCCUUAAUUGAAGGGUUUAAGGUUCAAUUUUGUUCGCCUUGUCCCCAGUCUGUUAUUAUCUAUCUAUAGGAUCCUACCAUAAGUAGUGAUUACUGGAUCUAUACAGAGUCCAUUUUAUGGAACAUCUUGUCCGUGGUCUGACACAUGGGUUUGCUAUUUAGGCGUACUCCUAAAAGUAUUACUGGAUUACUAAGCAAGUAUUGAUACUUAAUAAUAUUGACCUAUCAGUCAAUUUAAAUUUUAUUAGAAAAUGAAAUCUUUGAUCCGAUGUUUCUUACUUGUUAAAUAGAUAUAAGCUCAAAGUUGCAGCAUAUGAAUUCAUUGUAACUUUUCAUACAUCUACAAUAGUGGCGAUGGGCGCAAGGAAAAAAGUUAACCUUGCCAAAACCCUUCAACAUAACGGCUGCCUAUUUGUAAAAAUGUUAGCGUUAGGCAUAAGCAAACUUCUAGGUCCGCUUUCAAUGAUCUCUUACUCUGAUAAAUAUUAAGCACCUCCUGGCAGUGGUGUUUAAUUGCCUAGUGUUUACAAUAAAAUAAACGAUUCGGUGAUUCUCGUGUUCAAGCCGGCCGCCCGCCCUGCGCCAGCUAUCGUCACCGCGUACACUAUACAUACUUACAUACAAACAAUUUACUCGUAUAAUAGAUAUUUUCAUAAUCAAUAGUAUGUGUAUUGUUGGUUGAAUUGCUAAUUUUGUAUAAGUACACAAUUAUAUAUAGUUUAUAUACUUAUGUGUCAAUUCAUAUAGCGUUUUAUUACAUUAACAGAAGAUAGCUAGUAAGUGUUAAAAGUAAACCAUAAAUAAUGCAAUACCAUUAAAAUUCUGAAUAUAUAAAGCUUAUUUCUAAUAUUAAUACGUGCAUUUAAAUAAUAAUAUAAUGUACGGAGUUGAUAAUAUAAAAUUCUCAUAGGACACAAAUGCAUAAUGGAUCGUACCCGAAGAUGUAUAGCAAACUGGAAAUAAUAUCAUAGAUUUAUGAUUGCAAUAAUGAGUGUGUAAUUGGAUUAUUCAUAAAGAUUUUAAGUAACAACGAAAGUUUGUAGGUUUUUAAGCCUAAAUGUUCGAAAUAUCUCAUCGAUGUCCCCUCACAGAAUCAGCCACCUGCAGGGACACAUCUACCGCGUCUAUGUACUUCUCUCAGUGUUAAUGUGUUUUGCGAAUCUUGUAUUUUUCUAAGCCUUCGCUGUUGCUAGACCUUCAGAGGAAGGCUGCAUUUACAUUGCUCUAUUUAUCUAUCUGUUGUCUAAAACGUUAAAUAGAGAUACCUAAAUCUAGACUCUCAUUAAAUGCGGGUGAUAAGGAGUUUUAUGUGUAUCAAGACAUAAUACUUAUCCAGCCACCCUCCCGCUGCUACAUAUACAUACAUACCAUCUGAAUGUGCCCUCAUCCAACAGACUUACAGGAAAGUGUGACUCUCAAAGUUCAAAUCUACCCGAUACAUAUACGUAUGUGCAUAUCCAAGUUAACCACAGAUACUUUUCCUCAUAACAAAAGUGUUUGAAAUACUUGUAGCAUCGCUAGAACUCAGUAAAGUAGCUCUUGUUCAUAUGCCCACAACGUUCCCUUUCGUGCUUGGUCUCUCUGACUUACAGCUGGCGUCAGAACUUUACUUAAGCAGAGUAGUGAUGCCUUUUUACCUCAUAUUUCUUGACCCAUGAUGAAUCAGCUACAAACGGGCAGUCGGGAGGUAUGAGCGACAGACAUCGCUGCUCGAGUGGUUCUGAUCUGUAGGAAGAGCCUUGUAAUUGCUUGGCGUUGGAUAAUGUGAAACAUUGAAUAUUAGAGUUUAUAUUUUAUUUUAAAUCAUGUUAUUUUUUAUACUUAGUUUAGUCGAAAAUGUUGAAAUAGAUUAGUAUCCGUUCUGCGGAAGAGUUUCUUGUACCUAUAAGUAUUUCAGAAUUUAUAUUUAAAAUUGUAUUCCUCUUUAUAUGUCUUGUAAUCUUCUUGUAAAGGAACACUGAUUACUUACUAUCAAUGUUAUGGUAAUAAAAUAAUGUAUUACAAAUUAAAAGUGAGAUUCUGGACAGUACAUCUGUAAAAUUCAGAUUAGAUUGGUUUUUAUAGUCAUACUCUGUAUGUAGGUUAUUAAUCUGAAAUUCUCUCAUCAUUAUAAAAAUAAACGGUGUUUUCUGCUGUA
This is a messenger RNA of Plutella xylostella (diamondback moth), 5597 nucleotides long. It is a transcript of the gene Syx1A, whose product is annotated as Syntaxin 1A. Gene Ontology annotation, molecular function: SNARE binding; SNAP receptor activity. Gene Ontology annotation, biological process: vesicle fusion; exocytosis; intracellular protein transport. The record is from RefSeq and is a predicted model, not a curated record. Gene Ontology annotation, cellular component: plasma membrane; SNARE complex; endomembrane system. NCBI's taxonomy places the organism in Eukaryota, Metazoa, Arthropoda, Insecta, Lepidoptera, Plutellidae.